This is a messenger RNA of Salvelinus sp. IW2-2015, 8225 nucleotides long. The record is from RefSeq and is a predicted model, not a curated record. Lineage: Eukaryota; Metazoa; Chordata; Actinopteri; Salmoniformes; Salmonidae.
AGUUUAACCUUACUGUUCUGGUCCUACAUGGGUGUAUGGAAUGUAUAAUUAUUGUAUACUGCAGAAUAAUUAGAAGGCGAAUAACCUGCCAAGCUCGGUCAAUGAUAGUCAGGUUCAAUCAACUAAUGGUAUUGUCAUACAUUUUAGUGUGAAUAUUAAUUUCCAUAGUUGUUUUUGUUUAUUAUGCAUUUGUAAAUAUGAUAGUAUUCAACGUCAUCCACUCAGCAGCAACAACGGUGACAAAAUGAUGAUGUGUUUCGGGUAGGGUUCACAGUUUGUUGGGUGGUAAUUAUAGUCCAGAGGAAAAAUCAAUCAUGACUAAUAACAUUGUACCAAGAACAAACAUUGUAAUAACAGUCCAUUAUUUUAAACAACAAAAAAACAUAAAUUCUACUUUUAUUUCAUAAUUGAUUUAGGCCUACCAUUUUUACAUUUGCUCAAAAUUGAAAGCUGCAUCAGUUCUAAGCGAAUGAAUGACCACAAUCAUGAUGACGACCACUUUCCUGUUGAUGCAACUGGAUAGUCCCCGACUUUAAUCCUUUUGUCACUUGUCCUUGUCCAAACAGUCGUCGCUGUAGAUUCGGUCGAGAUAAAGUUCGUGGACGCUCCUCCUAAUAUGUUGCUGCUUUUGCUUUUGGAGUUUGUGCUCACGCGCCGCAGUCCGGUGUGCCGGGGAAGUGCUUUUAUCAGCUCUUGCGAACCUCUUAGAAACGACUUUCUUUGACCCUCGGCGGUGUCGUUGAUUGUCGUUUAUUUCUGCCUAUCCCUACUCUUUUUUUAGGCUACUGGAAAACCGAAGGCAGCUGAACUGAGCAUACCUUUUGAGGAGCCAAGGACCUUUGUAAAACCGUGGUCUGUCAGUGGUCAUUUUGGAAGGCUUCACAUUGGCUCGUGAACGAUGAAACGUAACAUAGUUUUGGAGCAUUUGUAUUGCCUCAUUUUACUCCCUAAUACAAUGUUUUGUCAAACAGUGCUGCCCCCAGAAUGUGCUCCGGGGGGUCACUCUCUGCUCCAGAACCCAUACCGCAGCACCAGUUUCAGCUCCCGCAGCCUGCAGCAGUCAGCCCUCCAGGACUUCAUCUGUGACCAUUCCCUCAUACCAGGCUGGUACCAGUUCCAGAUCUUUGACAAGCCCGCCAGCAUGCCCACACAAUGUGUGGAGGUGAACCACUGUGGGACCCAGGCCCCAGUCUGGCUGUCUCUGGGGGAGGGCGAGAGCCUUCCGCGGCCCCUGGAGGUGACGCAUCUGACGGCCUGUGCCACCUGGCAGUUCUUCCUCAGCAGCAGUAAGGACUGCUGCCUGUUCCGCAUCCCUGUCACCGUGCGCAACUGUGGAGACUUCUACGUCUACCUGCUCCAGCCCACCCAGGGUUGCAUGGGCUACUGCGCACAGGAGAUGUCAGACUCUGCGGCGGUGGUGUGUGGUCCUGACGAGGUGGAGGUUGAUGGAGCGUGUAAAGCCAAACAGCCUCCUUCUCCAGCAGUACCUGUGAUAGUAGCAGAGCUCUCUGGGAGCAUCGUCUACCUGAAGUGCAGCUUCGAGGGCCAUAGCGUGAACAGCUCCCUAGGCUAUGUGGUUGCCUGGUCUCGCCUCUCCCCCCAAGGCAUCAAAGAAGAACUGAAACAAGAGACUACUGUCCAAACCGUUGCCUUCAUCGAGCUGGACGGGAUCAACCUCCGACUGGGGGACAAGAUUUACUGCAGUUGCUCCAGUUUUUUUCUGGACUCGCCGGAUAUCCAGGGAACCCCAGCGGAGAGCGAAGAGUUCUUCGCCGGGAUCAGGUUGAGACCAGAGGUGACUACUGUGUCUGAGGAUGGGAAGGACUAUGAGUUGACUGUGGAGAGUACCAUCCCUGUCCCCUGCCCUGACAGUGCCUCCUCCUCCACCAAAGAGCAGUGUACUCUCUCCUUACACCUGAGUACAAGCAAUCAAGGAGACGAUCUGCUGGGUCCAGACGUGGUGUUGUCGUCGUGCCGGGUGGAUCUCUCCCAGAGCCUGGGGUGUCGUAACGGGGUGUGUAGCCAGGCCCUGGUUCACCUCAGCGCGGUCACAGACUUCCUCAGGGACGGGGACAGGACAACACAGAUCUUUGUCAAACCCAUCGUCACAUCCAACUUCCUCUGGAGCGGCUACACACCACAGAGUGUGCAGAUCACAGUGACAGAUGUUCCCUCUGCAUACUGCUACUCUUUCACUGAUCCUCACAUCAUCACGUUUGAUGGCAGGCAGUAUGACAACUAUCAGAUCGGGACGUUUGUGUUGUACAAGAGCACACGGCAGCCAUUCGAGGUCCAUGUGCGCCAGUGGGAGUGUGGGAGCGUUGUCCACGGCGCCUCGUGCAUGUGCGGCUUCGUGGCGAGAGACGGCAGUGACGUCAUAGCCUUCGACAUGUGCAACGGAGAGCUGGGGCACACCAGGCCGCACCUGUCGGUGAAGAACAGGGACGUGGGCAAGAGCGGCAUCCGCAUCACUGAGUCUUACCAAGGACGCAAAGUCACAAUGACCUUCUCGUCUGGGGCGUUUGUGCGUGCCGAUGUGUCUGACUGGGGCAUGAGUCUGACCCUGAGGGCCCCCAGCUCCGACUGGAGCCAAACCCAGGGCCUGUGUGGGACAUAUGACGGACAGACCCACAAUGACCUCCACACAGCAGGGGGCGCAGUGCUGGACAACGAAGACGUAGCAGCCUUCAUCUCUGAAUGGAAACUCCCUCCUGGUGGCAGCUUGUUUGACACCGUUCCAUCCUAUCAGAGCACCUCAAACCCUCGCAGGUACUGUAACUGUGAAGAGGAGUCCCGCCCCACGUCCCCGCGAACCAGGUCUCAGCCAAUCCCUGGCUCCGACUCCUCCUGUUCUCACCACGUCAACGUGAGACUCCACAGUAUCAUCCCCACUCUGGAUGUCACUGCCGAAUACAUCAACUCAGUAGAGCUGUUCAAAGGCCACCACGACCACCUCUCAGGAAACUCCAAAGAGCAUGGCCGGGCCGAGGACACCGCCGCCCAGCCUGUAGAGAGAGGCUCUACUCUAACAGGCUCCAGCCAUGGAGCCAACAACCAGAGGAGCCGUGGAAGGCGCCAGUCCUACCAGUUCCUCCCCGACACGCCCUACCAGAGCCUGAGCCAGUCCGACCUGGAGGGCUUCACCUACUUCUUCCCAGAGGACCACGAGCUGACGGCCCGGCCCGAGUCCUCCCCUCCCCCCACCUGGCCCACCCUGUCUGGUCUGACACAGCUCCAGGCCAGGGUUCAGUGCCAGCAGGCCGUGGCUAACUCCAGCGUGGCUCUGGGCUGCGGCCAGCUCUUAGGCCCGGCCAUAGUGAGCCAGGCGGUGGCUAUGUGCGUCAGCGACCUCCAGCUAAAGGACGACCAGGCCUGGGUGGGCGCCACUCUGCCUCUGCUUGAGAACGAGUGUGAGAGGAGGCUAGUGGAGGAGAGGGGGAGAGAGGUAGAGCACCAGGACAUGCUGUCCUUCCUCAAGUGUCCUAAUCUAUGCAAUGGGAAUGGGCAGUGCUCCGAGUGGGGGUGUGUGUGCUUCCCCGGGUUCGGCUCCUACGACUGCAGUGUUAUCUCUGACCAGACUCCAGAGAUCACAGAGCUGGAGAACGAGGGACUGUGUGAUGUCAGACAGAGUGACUGCUCCACUGUACAGGUCUUUGGACAAGGCUUCAAAGACUCCUAUGAACUCAAGUGUGAAUUUUUGAAGGAAAAGUUUGUGGAUGGUGAGUGGACCCUGGACGAACCUCAGUUUACCCUGGCUACCUUCCUGGAUGUGUCAGGUCUGGAGUGUCAGCUCCCCCUGGAGUACAGACAAGCCAUUGCAGGCCUGGACCUGGAUACGGCCACCGACAGACCCCUCGCUCGCUMGCAGAUCAAAGUGUCCAACGACGGCUACGGCUACAGCAACGCCAAGAUCCUGACCCUGUUCGAUGGAGCCUGUCAGAUCUGCACACUCAAUGCUGACGUUCUCUGUACCUCCAGGGAGAAAACAUGCAACAUUGACAGUGUGUGUUAUGGAGAGGGAGACCUCAAUCCCAGCAGCCCUUGCCUGAUAUGCCGACCAGACUCCUCCAAAUACACAUGGUCCAUCGCUGAGAAGAAUGAGCCACCGGUGUUUCAGUCAGCUCAGGGGCGUCUGCAGACAUUCCAGGGGGAGAACUUUGUGUACCAGCUGCAGGCUCAGGAUCCAGAAGGCUCUGUGGUGCUGUUCACUCUGGAGUCAGGCCCCAGUGACUCCUCCCUCUCCCCCGCUGGCCUGCUCAUCUGGAAGGCUACUGACACUACUGCCUCCUCCUCCACGCAGACCUUUCAGUUCACUAUCACAGACGAUUGUAGUGCUGAGACGCUUGAAUCUGUACAGGUCUCUCUGCGGCCCUGUGACUGUCUGAACGGAGCUUCCUGUGUUACAAACAUCAACCUCCCCUCUAGCAGCGGGGAGUACCUAUGUGUCUGUCCCGCUGGCUUCACAGGGGACAGGUGUGAGGAGGACAUAGACGACUGUAAACCCAACCCCUGCCGUCUGGUCAAGUGUAUAGACGGACCCAACUCUUUCUCCUGCAUCUGUCCCCCCGGAAAGAAUGAGCCACCAGUGUUUCAGUCAGCCCAGGGGCGUCUGCAGACGUUCCAGGGAGAGAACUUUGUGUACCAGCUGCAGGCUCAGGACCCAGAAGGCUCUGUGGUGCUGUUCACUCUGGAGUCAGGCCCCAGUGACGCCUCCCUUUCCCCCACUGGCCUGCUCAUCUGGAAGGCUACUGACACUGCUGCCGCCUCCUCCAAGCAGACGUUUCAGUUCACUAUCAAAGACGAUUACCUCAAUCCCAGCAGCCCUUGCCUGAUAUGCCGACCAGACUCCUCCAAAUACACAUGGUCCAUCGCUGAGAAGAAUGAGCCACCGGUGUUUCAGUCAGCUCAGGGGCGUCUGCAGACAUUCCAGGGGGAGAACUUUGUGUACCAGCUGCAGGCUCAGGAUCCAGAAGGCUCUGUGGUGCUGUUCACUCUGGAGUCAGGCCCCAGUGACUCCUCCCUCUCCCCCGCUGGCCUGCUCAUCUGGAAGGCUACUGACACUACUGCCUCCUCCUCCACGCAGACCUUUCAGUUCACUAUCACAGACGAUUGUAGUGCUGAGACGCUUGAAUCUGUACAGGUCUCUCUGCGGCCCUGUGACUGUCUGAACGGAGCUUCCUGUGUUACAAACAUCAACCUCCCCUCUAGCAGCGGGGAGUACCUAUGUGUCUGUCCCGCUGGCUUCACAGGGGACAGGUGUGAGGAGGACAUAGACGACUGUAAACCCAACCCCUGCCGUCUGGUCAAGUGUAUAGACGGACCCAACUCUUUCUCCUGCAUCUGUCCCCCCGGAAUGACAGGUCAUACCUGUAGAGAGGAUGUGGAUGAAUGUGCCGCAGAGCCGUGCUUCCCUGGCGUGGGCUGCAAAAACACACUGGGCUCAUUCACCUGUGGCUCCUGUCCAGAGGGUUACACUGGGGACGGGAAGAGCUGCAUUAAAUCGGAGCCGUCCAGUGGUAAGGGUGAUGACUAUGAGCCUAUUCAUAGAGUGACCGUGCCUGUACCCGCUGUACCCACAGGAGGUCACCAGGGUUCUGGCACGGUUAAACCAUCAAGCCAGGCCCCCUGCUCCAGACAGCCAUGCUACCCAGGGGUGCAGUGCUUCGAGAGCAAACACGUGUCAGUAGGGUACAUCUGUGGACCCUGUCCACCUGGGCUCCAUGGCAACGGACACACCUGUAGUAGAAGCACCACAACAGGACAUAGGCCAGUUACCACCAACAGAGAAGAUGGACGUCCCCAAGUGACGGAAGACUCUAUUAGCCCCCAGGACCAAACUAUCACCAGAGUCCCCACCCCCACCAAUCACAACCGAGGUCAGAGCAGCAAGGUGGACCUGACUCCUGACCUCAGCCACGGGGUCAGGUCGGGGUCAUCGUCUCCCAUAGUGACCUGUGCGGACUCGCCCUGCUUCUCCGGUGUGCCCUGCGAGCCCACUGUCUCAGGCUCCUUCAAGUGUGGCCGCUGCCCAUAUCGUUACACUGGAGAUGGGGUCACCUGCAAAGCUGUGUGCCGGUAUCCAUGUGGAAGGAAUAUGGAGUGCUCUCUACCCAAUACCUGCACUUGUAAAGAAGGCUAUACCGGAUAUAACUGCCACAUAGCUGUCUGCCGACCGGACUGCAAGAACCAGGGGAAGUGUGUCAACCCAGAUGUGUGUGUCUGUCCCAUGGGCUACAGCGGGCCAACAUGUGAGGAAGCUAACUGUGAGCCAUCUUGCCAGCAUGGAGGAACAUGUCUGGUCAGGAAUCUCUGCACCUGUCCUUACGGUUACGUGGGACCAAGAUGUGAAAUCAUGGUGUGCAACAGGCACUGUGAAAACGGAGGGGAGUGUAUUUCUCCCGAUGUGUGUAAGUGCAAGUCUGGCUGGUACGGACCAACAUGUAACUCAGCUGUCUGCAAUCCAGUGUGUUUGAAUGGUGGGACUUGUGUCAAACCCCACAUCUGCGCCUGUCCCAGUGGCUUCUAUGGCUCCCAAUGUCAGAUUGCUGUGUGCAGUCAUCCCUGUAAGAACGGAGGUCAGUGUAUGAGGAACAACGUGUGCUCCUGCCCCGGGGGCUACACAGGGAAGCGGUGUCAGAAGAGUGUGUGCGACCCCAUGUGCAUGAACAAGGGGAAGUGUGUGGGGCCCAACUCCUGCUCCUGUGCUUCAGGGUGGAGGGGAAAGAGGUGUAACAUUCCCGUGUGCCUGCAGAAGUGUAAGAACGGUGGUGAGUGUGUGGGACCCAACACCUGCCACUGURCCACAGGAUGGGAAGGCCUACAGUGUCAGUCCGCCAUCUGUAAGCAGAGAUGCCUCAAUGGGGGAAGGUGUGUCCUGCUCAACUUCUGCCACUGCCGCAACGGGUACACUGGCGUCACCUGUGGGUUAAAGGCCGCUCUUGCAUAAGGGAAAUGACUGAAGAUGCAGAAGUUUUACAAAAUACACAAUGCAAAUGGAGUCUUUAUUAGGCAGUAUGUGAUCGUGGAGUGUGUGUGCCUGUAUGUGUGUGUGCCUGUGUGCCUGUGUGCGUGUGCGUGUGCGUGUGUGUGUGUGUGUGUGUGUGUGUGUGUGUGUAUCUUUGUACAUUAACAGGGGGACUGGAUAUAUUGCACGUAUCUAAUUGUCCCUGUUUUUUUUCUACCUCAAUGCUCAAGGUAGCACAUUGAUGUAAAGCCCUUGCAUAAGAAAUGCAUAACAUAUUCAUAAACAAUGCAUUAUACUGUCUUAAACACUGCAUAUUCAUUCAGAAAUGUUUAUGCCAAUCGUGUUGAUGUCUCAAAAGCUACGUUUACCCAGGUAGCCCAAGUCUGAUCUUUUUCCACUAAUUGAUCUUUUGACCAAUCAGAUCUGCUCUUUUGAAGGUAAUUGGGCAAAAGAUCAGAAAUGUGCUGCCUGUAUAAACGCAGCCAGACUAUGUAAUCUAACAUAGACAUUAAUUCAUGUAUUUUAAUGCAUAAAGUCCUUAUCCUGCAUUAUAGUCCUUAUCCUAGGCUUUUAUACAAAAGUGUUACUGCACACGGCUAUGUUGGAGUAAGAGAAGAGAAUCAGAUGAAAAACUAGUUGAUGGUUUAUUGAAGAACAAUCUAGCUUUAUAUGAUAUUAAUACCCACUUUUCUAUUUGUUUUGUUCCUUGUUAGUGAUUUGACCUAAGUUUUUUCCACUCUGGUUUAUUGUGGUACUGAAAGUGUUUGUUUUUUUGUCUAAACUAUUGUGCACUGUUGUUUCAUACUUAAUAUGUAUGGAGAAAUAAUUAUGUUCUUCUUUUUACAUCACACCUGCUUUGGAAAUGUUAUUAGCUUGUUUGAUUUUUAGGGCCACUUGUCUGCAAUUGUUUUGUGACUGUUGACGAGAUCUGUUGUAAGUAUCAAUUCAGUUAUACUUGAUCACUUCUGUACAUUAUACUGUACAUAGGUCAAAACAUUWGCUAUUUUAACAUUUACACCGCGUUGUUGUAAAUCACGCAUAUGGAAACAAAAUAAAAAGUUGAUGUGUAACUUGCUUUAAGUAACACGUUGAAUGGUUGAAAUACAAUACGGUAAGGGAUGGACGAACACUUUUGUAACAGUUCAGUUGUACUAUUAAUUGGCUACAGUAUAUUGUUAGUAAAAGCAGUUCGCUAAGUGUUGUUUUACUGUAAAUCAUCUGACUGCAUGAUAAGAAAAUAACAAUAAACCUUUUAUCCACA